AUGAUGACAUCCAAAGAGGUGGCCAAAUGUGAUGCAGUGGAAAACAGGAGGCGAAGUCCGCUGGACCACUUGCCGCCUCCUGCCAACUCCAACAAGCCGCUGACCCCCUUCAGCAUCGAGGACAUCCUCAACAAACCGUCUGUGAAACGAAGUUACACGAUUUGCGGAACGGCUCAUCUAAUUUCGUCCUCUGAGAAGCACCGUCCGUCCAGCAUCCCUCUGUCCAGCCGCGCUCUCCUCACCCAGACCUCCCCGCUCUGCGCGCUGGAGGAGCUGGCCAGCAAGACCUUCAAGGGGCUGGAAGUCAGUGUUUUGCAGGCUGCGGAAGGCCGGGACGGGAUGACUCUGUUCGGCCAGAGAAGCACCCCGAAGAAGCGUCGGAAGUCUCGGACGGCGUUCACCAAUCACCAGAUCUACGAGCUGGAGAAGCGCUUCCUGUACCAGAAGUACCUGUCCCCCGCAGACCGGGACCAGAUCGCGCAGCAGCUGGGCCUGACGAACGCGCAGGUUAUCACGUGGUUUCAGAACCGGAGGGCCAAGCUAAAACGGGACCUGGAGGAGAUGAAGGCCGACGUGGAGUCGGCCAAGGCCAUAGGCCAGGUCCCCUUGGACAAGCUCGCCAAGCUGGCAGAUCUGGAGAAAUGCGCCAACGGCACGCUGGGCCACCCGCGAGCCGAGUCCCCCGCGCGGGGCGGCCAACAGGAGCACGAGCUCGCUCAGAAACUGCGGACGUCGCCGCUGUCUCCCUUCUCAGACCACACAACUAGUAAAGAGUGCUCAGAGGACGAGGACGUGGAGAUUGAUGUGGAUGACUGA
Molecule: messenger RNA, 816 nt
Organism: Toxotes jaculatrix (banded archerfish)
Lineage: Eukaryota; Metazoa; Chordata; Actinopteri; Toxotidae
Gene: lbx1b
Product: ladybird homeobox 1b
Exons: 2
Coding region: 1-816 (271 amino acids)
Biological process (GO): regulation of DNA-templated transcription
Molecular function (GO): DNA binding; DNA-binding transcription factor activity, RNA polymerase II-specific
Source: RefSeq, a predicted model, not a curated record